Protopterus annectens (West African lungfish) is the source of this 2679-nucleotide messenger RNA. It is a transcript of the gene SEBOX, whose product is annotated as SEBOX homeobox. Bases 197 to 1246 code for a protein of 349 amino acids. The record is from RefSeq and is a predicted model, not a curated record. Gene Ontology annotation, molecular function: DNA binding. NCBI's taxonomy places the organism in Eukaryota, Metazoa, Chordata, Ceratodontiformes, Protopteridae. The transcript has 3 exons.
GCGGAUCUGGGGCUAGUUCACCACUCUGUUAGACUGUUUUGUAGAAUGGCGCAGGGGGUGGGGGUGUUGGAUACUGCGACUGUGAAACAGAUCAAAAGGAACCAAUUCACUCCAAGUUACAUCCCCGGCCAGAGAAACUUCAAAGGAGCAAAGGUGUGGAGCAGCACCAGUUGACACCUGGAGGAAAUAAACGAAAAUGAACAGUGUCCGGGGAUGGGGGUGUGGGUUAAAAAAAAGGGCCACAGUGCCACAGACAAGCACGAGCCACAAGGGUAAAAUCGGUUGCAGCGGUGCACAGCUAAUCAGUCUCAUCCAAGAACACUUUGGGGAUAAAAUGGAAUUACUAGUGGAUUCUGUAUUCUUUAGGGGGCAAGAGCUAUCGGUCCCGAAAUUGGGAUUGCCUGCAUGCUGCAAAGAAAAGAAACACGAAACUACAGCAGAGACCCCAAAAGAUACUUGCUCCUUCUCCCCUGAGGUGACAUCUGGCUGCAUAGGGGGUAUGGAUGGACAGAGGAAGAGGAGAAGGACCAUCUUCAGCCGAUUGCAGCUCUCCGAACUGGAAAAGGUGUUUUCGGUUAACCCUUAUCCCGACAUCUGUACUAGGGAGAGGCUGGCAGAACUCACAGGGCUCCCAGAAUCCAAAGUCCAGGUAUGGUUUCAAAAUCGUCGCGCAAGAAGUAUUAAGAGUGGGAAACUGAUUACACGUUCUGCAUCUAAAAGAUCUUCACCAAGGCAGCACACAGGAACCUGCUACCCAUCACCACCACCAGGAGAAUCUCCAGCCAGCAGCCCCAGUUUGUAUAGUUCCACUCAGUGGUUGUUCAGUGAGACAGCUGUCCUCGGCAGUCAUCAGGAGCCUAAAGUCAAUCUUUCCAAGUGUUCCACAGAGCAGUUGAACUACACCCCUCCACUCACCAUAACUCCCCAUGACCACACCUCCAAAAGAGAUGGCUUUUGGUACAGCACCCAUCCUUUGGCACAGCAUCAGAACUGGUCUGAAUGGGCCCAUUAUAACCAUUUCCCAAACUAUGUGAACUGCACAGAAGAGCAGGAACAUGCAUUUGACUUUGGCCUUCAGAAUGCUGUUUAUGGUAAAAUCCCUGAUACAGUACUCCCUGCGGAACCUUGGGACACUGUCAAGGAGGCCACACCAGACGACAGACAACAAACCUCUCUGAGUUAUAUCUCUGAGCUUAUCUACAGCGCAGCCCUUGUGGCUAAUCUUGAUGAUCCAUUGUCCCUGUAGAUGGUGAUUCAGUGAGAAGACUUAAGCAAAGGAACAUGACAGGACUAUUGUGAGGAGUUAAGUAAAUGAACAAGUCCAAGAAAUGCUGUUUGUUCUAAUGAGUUAGCAGUAAAUGUGUAUUGUAGUUGACCAGAAUCUUUCUGAUAUCCAACAAUAAUAUUAAAGUACACAUUAUUUACAUUCUCAUUCUAUUUUUGAAGUGAACAGUUGCAUUCAGCAGAAAUAAGUAUGUCUUAAGAGAGAGAUCAAAUAAAUGCAAUCUAAGUACAGUAACUGUUAUCAUUGUAUUUAAGACAGAUUCUCAACAGUGAAUGAAAGUAGUGCAACAUAUAUGUUGGCAUGGAGGCCUAUUGCACCUGGAUAGUUCACGUAAGUGACAUAGGGCCUAGAUGAUGAACUGCAAUGUUUUCACCAUUAAUUUUACUUCUGUGCAAAAAAGUGGUACCAAAUGAUAAACCCUUUCCUGUAGUAUGUGUGACUUGACAAUAUUUCAGAAUCCAUGCAUUCUUAAAACAUUAUUUUUUAUUCCCAUCUCAAACUACUGAUCAUCACGGAGUGCAGAAAUGGAAGAACUUUUAAGUUAAUGUGCUAAUUCAUUUCACUAUGUAAUGUUCUGUGACAACAUUGAGUGUAGAUGCACAUAUCGCAGACAUAAUAUAAUCCAGGCAUAUAACCAAUGUAAGUUUAUAUAUAUUCAUAUUUUAAACUACAUACAAAACUACAAUGUUCUAUAUACCAGGGUUUAACUAGCAUCAGCAUUAGCAGAUUUCAUUUUACUACCUAGGGAUUUUUUAUUUUUUUGUCAGUUGAAGGGCAGCUGCAAGAGGCAAGUAAUGUCUUUUGUCAAUGACCAGCUUAUUUUUGUUUCUUAAACCUCUUUCACCCUUAAAAUGGAUAGCCUUUCUCUAUAACCCAUCAUCAAUAGAGAACAGGGUAUCACAGGACUCUUUGCUGGGCAGAAUGGAGGUCUAGGACAUAAAAUUGCAAACAUUUUCAACAAGCCUCAUUUUGCAACUACUAAUUUCCUGUGGCAUUGAUCUCACAGUUCUCACGGUAUUAUUUUCCCCAAAGCCAACCCACACAUAUCACUAUUAGCAAAGGAAAAUGAAGCAUUAUUGUUUAGUCCAUUAUUUGAGAAUGGCAUUCUCAUCAUCCUUUCCUAGGUCCAGCUUAUCUUUUCAUAAACCUUCACAGCUUUCCACAAAGAAUAUAACUGCACUACUCACAGAAUGUUAGUGGUGCCAUGCAGUGAGAAAUAUAAACAGAAAUGCUCAAAAAUAGACCUGCCAUAACACUGGAGACUCUGCUCUAGGAUGCAGAUUAGCUUUUAUUGGCAAUCAUCCAGGAAACAGACCUGCAAAGUCAUCUAGAAAUAUUAAUACGAUAGAAUGUUACAUUUCUUUCAAAUGUAACAUUAGUUUUGUUUUGAAGUA